Molecule: messenger RNA, 751 nt
Organism: Phragmites australis (common reed)
Lineage: Eukaryota; Viridiplantae; Streptophyta; Magnoliopsida; Poales; Poaceae
Product: calvin cycle protein CP12-1, chloroplastic-like
Exons: 1
Coding region: 41-433 (130 amino acids)
Biological process (GO): negative regulation of reductive pentose-phosphate cycle
Cellular component (GO): chloroplast
Source: RefSeq, a predicted model, not a curated record
CUCUUCAUCACUACUACCAAGAUAACCAAAUCGCGAAGCCAUGGCCACCACGGUCACCGCCAUGGCUGCCAUAGCUGCCUUCCCGGCUCCAAGAACCCUCCCGCAGCCCCCGGCCGCGCUGCCGUCUCUCCAGAACGUCGUGUCGUUCGUGGUCCGGCCCGUGCGCGCGCACCGCCGGCUGGUGGCCGUGGCUGUCAGCUCGCCGGCCACGCCACCGGAUCUGGCCAGCAAGGUGUCCGAGAGCAUCAAGCAGGCGCAGGAGACGUGCGCGGACGAUCCGGUGAGCGGCGAGUGCGUGGCGGCCUGGGACGAGGUGGAGGAGCUCAGCGCGGCCGCCAGCCACGCGCGAGACCGGCAGAAGGGCGCCGACCCGCUGGAGGAGUACUGCAAGGACAACCCCGAGACCGACGAGUGCCGCACGUACGAGGACUGAGAGGCCCCGCGAGCUCGUCCUGGCUUCCGCCAUUGCUGUCACGUGAUCUAGCUUGCUUAGCUAGAGUGGCAUGAUGACAGCAUGCAGACAUGCAUGGAUCCGCUCAUUGGUCUCUUCGGGCCUGCAAGUUUAGUUUCUUCGUUUUAUCUGGUUUGGUUUGCAAUAAAGCGAGGUUUGUUUAUUAAUUACAAGAAGUAUUUAUGAGCUGCUACUGUAAUUCCAAGAGAAGGUGUAAUCAACUUAGCUGGUGUGCUUCUGGUUCUGGAACAUGGUUUUACUGUGUGCUGUGUUGUGAAGUAUAUUGCAGAUUUAACUGUC